Molecule: messenger RNA, 2340 nt
Organism: Suillus clintonianus
Lineage: Eukaryota; Fungi; Basidiomycota; Agaricomycetes; Boletales; Suillaceae
Product: WD40-repeat-containing domain protein
Exons: 5
Coding region: 1-1974 (657 amino acids)
Molecular function (GO): protein binding
Source: RefSeq, a predicted model, not a curated record
AUGGCUUCUGGGUCUUCAACCCCAGCGCAAGUCAAAGGACCAAUUCCAAAGUACAAGUUUGAAGGACACGAAAAUACGAUUUGGGAUUUCGUCUUCUUGCACGACAACGUCCACAUUGUGAGCAGUUCUGAGGACGGCACGCUUCGGAAGUGGAACUGCGAUACAGGACUUAUCGUUGGAGAACCAUGGGAAGGGAAGGGCGGGAGGAUAUAUGCACUGGCGCUUUCACCGGACGGGAAGACGAUUGCGUGUGGGAGAGAGGAUGGAAGUGUUCAGCGGUGGAAUACCGACGGGGAGAUGAUCGGAGGUGUUUUGACGGGUCAUAGCGACUCGGUGAUGUCACUAUCGUGGUCUCCUAGCGGGGACGAUAUUGCAAGCGGGUCCAGCGAUGGAACAGUUCUGAUUCGAAAAGCAAAAAACGGCGUCGUGGUGGGCCGGAUCAGGACAGAUCUAGAGCAAGGCGGGGUGUAUGCUCUUGCAUAUUCACUUUCGGGCGACAGAAUUGCAUCGGGCGGGAACAAAGCGAUUUGCAUUUGGAACACGAAGACCGGCGAGCUCGUUAUCGGCGCCAUCGAAGGCCUCCAGAAAUAUGUGACGUCGCUGGUGUGGUCGUUGGACAGCACAAAACUUUACUCCGCAUCCGACAAUUUCGCACGUGUUUUCGACAGCAAAUCAGGGAAACGACUUCUUUCCCACCAGCACGAUAGUCCUCUGUAUUCCGUCGCACUUUCACCCAAACACAAUAUUCUGGCGUGCGUGGGCAUUGAUGGUAUUGCCAAACUAUGGGACACAGAGUCCCUUCGGCCACUUGGUCAGCCGUUCGGCCAGGAUCGCCAAAGGCUUUGCCAUGUGUCAUUUUCUCCAGAUGGGAGAUACUUGGCAUAUAGCGGAGGGAACAACAAACUCACUCUCUGGUCUGUCAAAGACAUAGCUCCUCAGCUUGUAGCACCAAUACUCCCUCAGCAAAGUGACAGACGAAGCACACAGCAGGAAACUCGGCCUAACUCCCCAUCAUCAUUGUGCCUUGAUGCUGAUGCUACUGGGGGUGAUAACAUCAUUGAGGAGGGGAACGAUGAUCCAUACAACAACUUCUUUCCGUCUUCAUGUCAAUCUCUUCCAUCGGAAGCGCCUGGCUCCCAUAUCCCCCAUCUGUUUUCGGUUCGCCGCCUCUUGAAGGUCUUCUCUCGACAUCACCCACCGACAGACGAGUCCGUUCCACAAGAAGCAUCCAAGCGUAGUUUCUUCGCUCGUCGCGCUCGCUCAAACUCGCCACCGAAGCCUGCAACCAUGAAAGCUAACCAACCAGUACCGGAAGGGAAAGUGGGCGAAGGAAAAGGCGAACAAGGUGACAGUAAUCGCGGUUCCACGAAUGAUCCGCUCGCCGCUAUAGAAGAGAAACGCGAACAGCAAGACAAGCCUCCCACGGACGCACAGAGCGCACCAUCUGAUGAUCCCACUCACCCAGGCGACCUCGAUAGGAAAGACGAUCGAACCUUCUGGAAAAGGAUAAUGCGUGCUCGAGGCAAAGACCCUUCCGACGCCAACAUUGCUCCAGCAAUGAAACGUCCCAAAGUCGUUAAGGUAUCUGCUGUGCGCGGGUUCCAGGGAUAUGUCGCAAUGAAGCGGGUACACAAAACAAAGCCAUUGGUGCCCUCAGAUGCCAACUCGUCACACCUCGCAUCAUCGUCGCAAGGAGUCUCUGUACAUGCAGGGCCAUCCUCGCACGCUGUGGUCGCCAAUGGAGCUCAAAUUUCGCAAGCUACUGGGGGUUCAUCAUCGCACGCCGUAGCCGUCAACGCAGCUCAAUCUUCACAAGUCAUUGGAGGUCCAUCAUCGCACGCGUCCCCAUCGCACUUUGUGACCAAUUACCACACCCAUCACGACUCAGAUUCACACUCGAGCAUCGAAGGCUCCUGCAACAGGUUUCUUUAUAGGAUAUGUUUUCCCUUUGGACGCUACCGCAAUGAUUCUUAAUGUUGGCUUGGUUUUAUUGCCGUGCGUAGCUUAGGUUGUAUCCUUCCUUCGUUUCGAAUCUUUUUUCGAGUUGGCUAUCAAACUCAUUCUGCUACACCAGUAAUGACGUUAUUUUCUCUUGCAUGUGUUUAGCUGACUUCAUAAAUACAUUCUGUCCCAUGUGCAUCGGUUCUAUCCUCAGCAUUACAUGUUCACGCGUUCUACUCGCCUCUCCACUUUGUCGCAAUAUAUCAACCUUCGGAAUCGCAAAGCGGUUGUUUGGAUCUGAAGGAUUUGCCAAACAAUGCUGCACAGCCCCCCUUCUAACCUCAUACACUUGUCAUAUACAGGACUUUCUCCCUCUUGUAUGUAUACGGGCAUCGGUGC